UUUUCCACACAUCACGUCCGCACACAGACGACAGAGACACAGUUUUUUUUGUACAUCGAAGUUCUUCUCAAGACGGGGUAUGCCAAAAAAUAAGGAACAUAAUCGCGCAAACUGAUUCCGCAAAAGUAGGUGGUGUGUGAAAAUGUAAAGCAGGUGUAGAACGCUACCUAUACGUGCAGUUGGUGUACGAAUGUACAAAAGUGUUUGCUACCCACAGGAGAAGAGUUUGGGCAGGCCUGCCUCUCUCUCUUGGACCUAUACCUCCCGUACACAGGUGUGGUGAUCGAUGCAAGUGAAAACGUAGCUUUUCACGGGAACAUCGUAGCGCGUCCAAGUUGGUGUCAAAGUGUCCCCCCCUUCAUCGAAACACUCACACACGCACGCACGCACACAUUAUUCUGUUUGCGCAGGAUAUGGAACUUGGCUAAAGUGUAGUCGGAUUGUAGUGAAGAAGUAGUCACCGGUAGCGUAUUGCGAUGCACUGCUGCUGUGUACUACAGUUUCCAGAUUGUGCUAAUAUCAACAGUGAAAUUGAGUGUGGAAAAGUGCGAGCGCACUAGCACUAGUGGUGAUGUGCAGUGCGAAAGGAAAUCGCAGAAAAGAAGUUCAAUCAUAAGCAAAACAAACGACGUCGACAGCCUACGGUGAUAGUGGAGUUUGUGGAGUAUUAAUGCGUACGGACGAAGGUCCACAAUUCUAUCGUCCCCAACAUACAGCGUUUUAAGAAAAACGAACCCUUUAUUAAUCCAUUUUUAGUAUCUUGUGAACGGUUGACAACCGUGGACCGGUUGAAGCUGGAGCCAAUAGUGUUUACCAAUCUGCCAUGUCGGUGAAGAUUUGUUUGGAAAUUGGUCAUGUGGCCUCGGUCAAGAGUAGACCAACCGCGGAAGGAUAUACGCACGACUGGGAGUUAUUUGUGCGCGGAUUGGACGGUACCGACAUAAGCCACUUCGUUGACAAAGUUAUCUUCAAUCUGCACGAAUCCUUCCCGAAACCGAAACGAGUUUUCAAAGAACCACCCUACUUAGUGAAAGAAGCCGGCUACGCUGGUUUCAUUCUGCCGGUGGAAAUUUACUUCAAAAACCGAGACGAUCCAAAAAAGACGGUGUACAACUAUGAUCUCGACCUGCAGCCGGCAAAACAUCAGCGGGAAGAGUACGUAUUUCACCAUCCGUCGGACGAGUUUCGACGAAAGUUGCUGAAGGGUGGUGGAGUGAUUAUAUCUGGCAGCAGCACUGGUUCCGGAUCCGGAGGCAACAGUGUCAGCAAUGACUAUAAAAGCAGCCGAGGUCAUGGUGGUGGUGGUAGUGGCGGCACCGAACGAUCAUCCAGCAGUGGCGGUGGUUCAUCGCAGGAUAAGAAAUCCAAGUCGAAAACAUCCUCGUCAUCGGUCGAUGAUACAAAGGGGCAGUUUGCCGAGCUGUUUGGAUCACCGUUCUCGCACAAAUCGAGCGGCGGAAGCGGUAACAAGGUGUCGCCCGAUCCCAAACAAUCAUCCACCAGCAAGACAUCACCGGUGGGAACCAUCGUUGGUGGCGGUAGCAAAGCGCCAUCGAGUCAAAAAUCGUCGUCCGACGCCAGGACGUCGCUUCCCAACUCUUCCAACAGCAUCUCCUCGUCAUCAAUGUCCUCGUCCUCUAAUUCUGUAUCGAAGGAAAAGGACAAAUCGUCCUCCUCGUCCAAACACAAACACUCGAGCCCGAACAAGGAGGGCAAGAAAUCCGUAUCCGUUGCGAGCGGGAGCGGUGGAGUAGGGGCGGAGGAAAAGACUCACAGCAAAGACAAAAAGGACAAAAGUCAUUCGAAAGAGCGCGAUAAAGGAGGCAGCCGGGACAAGAGUGCAACCAACAGUAGCAGUAAUUCUGGAGCAGGUGGUAGUAGCGCUCAGCUUUCCGGAACGGGUGCCGUCUCCUCGGCAUCAUCGAUGAAGCGACCGGUAACGGCCAGCCCAAAGAGGUCCAGCACUAGCAGCACAAAUAGCAAUACUAGCAUAAGCAACAACGUUAGCAAUUCUACAGUUCCUAAUAUUAGUGGUAGCAAUAGCAGCAGUAGUGGCGUUUCUACCGGUUCCGGCUCAACCGGCGCUCAAUCCGGCGCGGUUGGUAAGAGCUCCGACAGCAAACGAAGCGCCAGCGAAAAGGAAAAAAAGAGCAGCAAAAAGGAGAAGAAAAGCUAUGAAAAGGAUAAGGAACGAACUGCCGAUUCAACCUCCAAUCAGCGCAAGGCGGAUCGAAGUGUCGAAUCGACACAAAAGUCACAAGCGAACUCAUUCAUUACCGGCUCCGCACUGUCGAAAGGCGAUGCACCACCGCCGGCGGGAAGUGUAAAAUCAUCCUCUGCUUCCAACACUGGAAGUAAAACUAGCUCUAACAAUGCUGCGUUGACAUCGCACGAUACUGGCAAAGAUGCCAGUGCGCCAGGGAAAGCGUCCAUCACGUCGACCACUGCAAGCCGCGAUCCUUCCUCAAAUGCCACCGGUAUCGGAUACUCUAAGGACAAGAAAAUGCAUCAAAGUGAUGCAAACGCUGGCACUAAACUGGAUUCAGCCGGAAGUGCCGCAGGAACGCUAUCGACAACAUCGGCAAAAGCACCCGAUAAGAUGGACAAGAUAGAUCGUGAAAAGGACGAAGCACGGAAGCACAAGCACAAGAAAAAAGACAAAACGAAGGAUAAGGAAAAGGAUCGAUCUUCGGUCGGAAAGGACAAAAAGGACAGAAAAGACAAGGAAAAACCUUCCGGAGGUGAUACUGGACCGGGAAAGGGGAGCUAUACGAUAUCUGGGCGUGAUCUCGGCAGUGGUGACACGGUGCCGGGAAAGGUUAAAACGCACAGCACCGCCAAUAAUGAUUCGUCCACGAAACCACUUGGACACGAUCGAGAAAAGCCAUCGUCCACCGGGCAUCUUUUCUCUGGAUCGUCUUCGACAGGACGGCUUGGUGGUGGUGGGGUACCGCAAACAACAAAAUCGAUUGCACCGAUCGAUCCUCCCGUCGGCCAUGGCAGUGGUGAAGAGAAUUCUAACGAUUCGGAUACAGCGACCGGUGGCGGCGGUGGAGAUACUAGCCGAACUCCCUCAACGUUGCCGAACGAAAAGGAUUCGGAAGCGUCGAACAGCAGUAUCGCAGACCUGCUGCCGGCUGGUGGCGGUUCUUCCCACCAGCAACGACCACCGUCGGCCACCUCGUCCGGUACGACUGGAUCAAGUGGAGCACGGACUGGAGCGGAAUCGGGUGAAAAGUAUCAUCACCAUAAGGGCAAAAAGGAUAAAGCGUCCAAAGGGUCAAGCGGUUCCGCCACGGCAACGCCACCGAUAGAGAAAAAGGACCACGGUUCUAACAGUGGCGAACCGAUUAAGAGACGGAAGCGAAAAAAUAAGGACAUAGAUGGAGAUAAAGCAAAAGAUGCUGGAUUGACGGAGCCUACCGCGGCGGCGACAGCGGGCUUCGCCUCGAGAGAAAGGCACAGUCCGUCGCCAGCUUCACCACCUGCAUCCUCAAACAGUUUAAUGGAGCCACCGUCGAAAAUACCAAAGAAGGACGAACAUCCGCAGCCAGGAGGAGGUGGUGGUGGAACCGGUAAAACUACACCUCAAGACUCAUCUAUGGAUCAUGCGAUGAACAACAACAACAAUAAUAACAAUAACUUCAAGCAAUCGAUCGGCAGUGGCGGCGGUGGUUCCGCGCCCGAUGAUAAUGGUGCCAGCUCAUGCCAGCAAGGUGUGGGCAUUGCGGGCAAUAAUCUUAGCGGAGGCAGUGUUGGCGGAGGUUCCGGUGGUGUAUCACUGACCGGCGACUACAUGCUAGAGCUGAAGGAUCUGCAGCAGAAAAUUAUGACACUACAGGAUAACACGGAACUGCAGCGGGUGGUUGAGAUGAUUGCGGCAACCGGAUGUUACGAGAUAACGAGUGCAACCUUCGAUUUCGACCUGUGUGCGCUGGACCUUAUGACGGUGCGACGGUUGCAGAACUUUUUUGCUACCACCUGACAAUAGACCACCGUUGAAAUCGGGAGCGUAAUUUAGUAACGUUGGAUAACACUAACCCACUGUGUUUAUUAACAGCUCACGCUACAGCACGACAGACUGUCAAUAGUUUUUUUAGGUAGGUCAAUGCGAACUAGGAUCUAGUUUGUUUUGUCUGUGGACUCAUUCGUCGUAGUAUUCGGUUGCUAGAAUUAUCGCUUUGAGUUUACUCUUGAUUUUAAACCGCCUGUGUCCGCCGUGACUUACUGGGACGCGAUUGCACAUAUGCCGCCUGCUUAGUUUAAAAAUACAAUACACAGUAUCUGCAAAAGCUCGUUGAAAAAAAAGGAAAAACAGAUUUCAUUCUAGUAGCUUUGAGGCAAAAGAAACGCGGAAAAAACGUGCGAUGGACCUUGUGAAGUCCAGGGCUAUGAAGCCGAUGGAGGUGGCAACGUCGAACAACAUGCCACGGCUUAAGCUUAGGGACAAAUGAGUGUGUGCGCGCGCGUUGUCAAGUACCCGUAUGCGGAAAAUCCCGUUUUCUUAUUGACUUGCAAGAAGGAAUGCUAAAAGUACAAACAUGUGUGGUGGUUGUGCAAAAACUGCAAACAAAACAGGAACGGAACUCUAGGAGUAAAGUCUGUAGAAGAAUCAGUCCCUAAGUGUGUAAAAAGAAAUUGAAUUAUUUCAGCUCAUUUAAAGGAAUUUCUCUUUUUCUCUGUCCUUUUCCUAGUUUCCGCGAGUUGUUUUAAACUCGCAGCCUGUUUCAUGUUUUAAUGGCUGGUCGUAUGUUCUUCAUAAGCGUACCUCUCAUAUGCCUAUGAUUUAAACUGAUUGUGCUUGUACCCCAAACGGAUGGGGGGAGUGGGGGGGGGGGUGGGAUCGUCCUACAGGAACGGUUGCUUGAAAUCUCUUUUUCUAGAACUCCAUCGUAGCAACCUCAUGCAGGAGCAGCAGACGACUGGUGCUUUUUGAAGUACAUAAUUUAUCUGCAACGAUAAGCAAGCCAUGGCAGGGAAAAGGAAUAGAUUUUAGGCGAGCUAUUAGAAAAUACGUAAUUUAUUGAUGAAUUUCAUCCUGCAAUUCUCAAUCUCGCAAGGUAAAAUAUUUACCGAGCCGAAGCAGGAAGUAGGUUAGGUAUAUACGCACAUUUACCUGUACUGCACGCGUGUAUAGCAGAAGGGUGGCGCAGAUUAGUGUUGGUGGUUUUGUACUCAAUCAGUAAACGGAGCGGCGGCGUGUGUUGUGUUAAUAGAGCGAUUGUAUGUAUGUAAUGUUAGCAAAAACCUGCUAGUGGCUUAGGUAGGAAGGAACCUACACACACGAUGAUGCCAUCGGGAGUUUAUUGAUUAAGGUAUGGUAGGACAUGUUUGCUGUUUUGUUUGAAACCCUUCCCUUAAUUUCGUAAUUUAACAUCCGGCACACAGGAAGAUUUGUUAGAUCGACGAUAGCUUCACGAAAUGGAAUCCCAGAACACGCAUUGGCAAAAAUUUGAAUUAUAAUGUACAAUAUCGAUCAUAGCUAAUUGAGUUCGUCGUUGAUGUGUGCAGGUUUGUUUGUGUGUGUUUCUUUUUAUUAUUAUGUUACCAACAUAAUUGCAUUAAUUACUAUUGUAAAGUUAGUUAUAAAAACAAAUCAAAUCAGCAGCUUUUCUUAGAGGAAUUUGGCAAGGGCGAAAACUGAACUGAAAGCAUCACACAUACUGAACAGAAACAAAAAGAGCUCGUAAUUGUGCAUAGGGCAGCGUCGUACUACAUGCAAAAUAUAAAUGAUGAAACCCAUACCCUAGCUAACGCGAAGUGGGAAGCGUGUGUACAUAUACAUAUAAAUACGUAUAAAUCGAUUAUUAAUUUGAACAUUAUCAACAUAAGCUGUAAGAGUUGUAGCAUAAAGUAAUGAAAAUAAAUUACAUACAUAUUGUCACCAUAA
Anopheles stephensi (Asian malaria mosquito) is the source of this 5890-nucleotide messenger RNA. It is a transcript of the gene ear, whose product is annotated as protein AF-9. The coding region runs from base 824 to 3985 and encodes 1053 amino acids. The transcript has 3 exons. Gene Ontology annotation, cellular component: super elongation complex. Gene Ontology annotation, biological process: regulation of DNA-templated transcription. NCBI's taxonomy places the organism in Eukaryota, Metazoa, Arthropoda, Insecta, Diptera, Culicidae. The record is from RefSeq and is a predicted model, not a curated record.